Messenger RNA from Punica granatum (pomegranate), 2888 nucleotides. The record is from RefSeq and is a predicted model, not a curated record. NCBI's taxonomy places the organism in Eukaryota, Viridiplantae, Streptophyta, Magnoliopsida, Myrtales, Lythraceae.
CUUUGGCUGGCGCACUCUUCUGGGGCUCUCAUUCCUAAAUGCCAAAUCCACACUCUCAUAAUUCUCUGAUCAGAUCACUCUUUCUAUUCACUGAGCUCAGAGCUGACACUCUCCUCUUCCAUUCCAUGUCAGUUCUCUGAUCCUCCGAUGGAGCUGAAGCCCCGCAGCACCUGCUCCUCGCCGUACUUCCCCGCCGCCAACCUCAGCCGCGGCUCGAUCAUCCAAUGCCUCUCUCUCAUGACUCUCCGACGGCCGAAGCGAGCAGUCUCCACCCGUUCGGGCGAGCUACGGAGGAUGGAACGGGCUGUAUUGGCGAGAGCGAGAAGCGAUGGUGGUGGAGCGCAGCCGGAGACCGCGGUGGUGGACAAACCGAAGCUGAGCAGGUUCGAAGUCUCCCAGGGGCUACCAGUUCCGUUUGGCGCUACUCCCGUUGAUGGCGGCGUCAAUUUUGCCGUCUUUUCGAGCAAUGCGGUGUCUGCUACUCUCUGUCUGCUUAGUCUGUCUGACCUCCGCGAGAGCACAGUUACUGAGCAGAUCCCUCUCGAUCCUUCAAUCAACCGUACAGGCGAUGUGUGGCAUAUAUUUCUGAAGGGGGAUUUCACCGACAUGUUGUACGGUUACAAGUUCGAAGGGAAGUUCUCUCCAGAAGAAGGGCACCGUUAUGAUGCUACUAAGAUACUCUUGGAUCCAUAUGCAAAAGCAGUGAUAAGCAGAGGGGAAUACGGUGUUUUGGGACCUGAGGAUAACUGUUGGCCCCAAAUGACUUGCAUGGUACCUUCCAACAAUGAUGAGUUUGACUGGGAAGGAGAUUUACCGCUGAAGAUACAAAACAAUGACCUCUUCAUGUAUGAGAUGCACAUAAGGGGUUUUACAAAGCACGAAAGCAGCAAUACUAAAUUUCCUGGUACUUACCUCGGUGUGGUGGAAAAGCUUGACCACUUGAAGGAGCUGGGCAUUAACUGCAUAGAAUUAAUGCCAUGCCAUGAAUUUAAUGAGCUGGAAUACUUCAGCUACAACUCCGUCAUGGGUGACUAUAAGAUGAACUUUUGGGGAUAUUCAACUAUCAAUUACUUCUCUCCAAUGAUAAGGUAUUCAUAUACUGGCACACGCAAUGAUGGCAGCAGCGCAAUAAAUGAAGUUAAACUUCUUGUCAGAGAGGCGCAUAAACGAGGGAUUGAGGUAAUCAUGGAUGUUGUUUUCAACCAUACAGCUGAAGGAAAUGAAGAUGGUCCCAUUUUUUCUUUUAGAGGCAUUGAUAACAGUGUUUAUUACAUGCUUGCUCCCAAGGGAGAGUUUUAUAACUAUUCUGGUUGUGGGAACACAUUUAAUUGCAAUCAUCCAGUGGUUCGACAAUUCAUAGUGGACAGCUUAAGAUAUUGGGUUACAGAGAUGCAUGUGGAUGGCUUUCGCUUUGAUCUUGCUUCAAUCAUGACCAGGAGUAGCAGCCUAUGGGAUGCAAUUAAUGUGCAUGGAAAUCCGAUUGAUGGAGACCUGCUGACAACUGGCACCCCUCUCAAUAGCCCUCCAUUGAUAGACAUGAUAAGUAAUGAUCCAGUGCUUCGAGGAGUGAAGCUCAUAGCAGAAGCAUGGGAUACUGGAGGCUUGUAUCAAGUUGGGACUUUUCCUCAUUGGGGUAUUUGGUCAGAAUGGAAUGGGAAGUACCGCGAUAUAGUGCGACAAUUUAUCAAAGGAACAGAUGGCUUCUCUGGGGCCUUCGCUGAAUGCUUGUGUGGGAGCCCAAACUUGUACCAGGAAGGAGGAAGAAAACCAUGGAAUAGUAUCAAUUUUGUUUGCGCACAUGAUGGUUUUACUUUGGCUGAUCUGGUUAUGUACAACAAGAAGCAUAAUUUGGCUAAUGGCGAAGACAACAAUGACGGAGAGAGUCAUAAUAAUAGCUGGAAUUGUGGACAGGAGGGAGAGUGUGCGAGUAUUUCUGUGCAAAGAUUGAGGAAGCGACAGAUGCGGAAUUUCUUCCUCUGCCUAAUGGUUUCUCAAGGCGUCCCAAUGAUAUACAUGGGAGAUGAAUAUGGUCACACGAAAGGAGGGAAUAACAACUCGUACUGCCAUGAUAACUAUAUUAAUUACUUCAGGUGGGAUAAGAAAGAAGAGUCUUCAUCAGAUUUCUAUCGGUUUUGUCGCCUUAUGACGAACUUUCGCCAUGAAUGUGAAUCACUUGGAUUAAACAACUUCCCAACAGCCGAAAGAUUGCAGUGGCACGGCCAUGUUUCUGGGGUACCUGAUUGGUCUGAGAGCAGCCGUUUUGUUGCCUUUACAUUGAUUGAUUCGGUUAAAGGGGAGAUCUAUGUUGCUUUUAACGCCAGCCACCUGCCUGUCACCAUUACACUUCCUGAGCGGCCAGGGUACAGAUGGGAACCCUUAGUGGACACAGGCAAGCCCACCCCAUUCGACUUCAUCCCAGCUGAACAUCCAGGGAGAGAUAUUGCGGUCACUCAAUACAGUCACUUUCUCAAUGCCAAUCUUUACCCGAUGCUCAGCUACUCCUCCAUUAUCCUCUUGCUUUCUCCUGAAAAUGGUGCAUAGCUUGGAAGUCAAUGAAUGCGUUCCACUCAAGCAAAGUCGGUUUAAAAUUUGAUGGAGGGAAAUGUUUCUGCAGCUUUGAUCACGAGUAGAAGCAUGAGGUAGCAGUAUGACUAGGGAGUUUCCCUGUCUCAAUUAUAAGUUUCUACUGCUAUUAUAUCUGCAUCGUAUGUAUUAGUGGGGCACAUGUUUUGUGGAGAUUGUAUCCGGUGUAUAUAUACUGUACAUUGUCAUAUGUAGCACUUGCACGAAAGCAUCUCAUUGUAAAAUUUAAGCAUUCCAGUGUGGAAUUUCGGGUAUAGUAUGUUAAUAGCUUGUGGAAGCCAAAAGAAUUAGCUUUGAGAUCCAAA